GUCCAAUACGAUUCGGUUGCCUUUGCCUUGUUCGAGCUUCUCUUCUGUCCAUAGUAGCCAAGGCAAGCAGUUCGGUGUUCGAAGUGUUCCUCCAUAGGAAAAAAGUGAUCAUAAAUUAGUGCUAUUUGAACGGUGAAAUUCUCCGGGAAAUUAUUCCGAUCUCGCUUUCAUUGUUUUAAUACUAAAUAAACACAAACCAAAUUCAAAAUGGCAGAAAAACCAAAGCGUCCUCUAUCCGCCUACAUGCUGUGGCUGAACUCUGCCCGCGAACAGAUCAAGAAGGAGAACCCUGGAAUCAAGGUCACCGAAAUCGCCAAGCGAGGUGGUGAGCUAUGGAGAGCCAUGAAGGAUAAGAGCGAAUGGGAAAACAAGGCCGCCAAAAUGAAGGACGAGUACAACAAAGCCGUCCAGGAAUUCGAGCGAAAUGGUGGCGGCAAGGAUUCCGGCAAGAAGAAGAGCAAGGGUGCCAAGAAGGUCGCAAAGAAGAGCAAAAAGAAGGACUCAGAGGAUGACGAUGAUGAGUCCGGAGAAGAAAGCGACUGAACUACUAAUUAGAGCAAACACACACCCCCACAACACAAAAAAAAAAACAGUAAACAAAAAUACAAAAAAAAAUUAUUUUUAAUUUAUUGUAUAAAUGUUCGGGGCCUUACUUCUCAGCAGUAUAAAAACAAAACCGGUCAGUGACAGAUUUUAGAACAGAGCGGAAUUCAAAACCAAACAAAAUACAUAAGAGGCAAGCGGGAAAAACGGAAAAUGAUUUGGACCUGAGCUCGCGGAAACAGCUAAAUUAAAACCUGUAAAAAAAAACAAAGGUAGAUGACGCGCUGUGUGAAGUGAAAAGUUUGAUAUUUUUUCGUCCGACUACAAACUCUGAAAGUAAACUGACGCAUACACAAACAAAAUUACAAAACCGACGAUUUUCUCUCAAGAAUCGGAUCAAUUUCAUUUUACUAUUUCACAAACACACAACAUAUGUGCAUCCAACUUAUUUUGUUUAAGGAAGGCCAUGUAAUAUUAAAUGCAAGUGUAUCGUAACUAAAAACAGAAAACCCGAAAAAAAAUCUACAAAACAGCAUACCUAAUUUUAAGUUAAUUAAAAUAUGUAUGAUAAAAACGACAAAAAAA
This is a messenger RNA of Armigeres subalbatus, 1128 nucleotides long. Its product is annotated as mobility group protein 1A-like. The record is from RefSeq and is a predicted model, not a curated record. Gene Ontology annotation, molecular function: DNA binding, bending; transcription cis-regulatory region binding. Lineage: Eukaryota; Metazoa; Arthropoda; Insecta; Diptera; Culicidae. The transcript is spliced from 3 exons. Gene Ontology annotation, biological process: regulation of transcription by RNA polymerase II. The coding region runs from base 208 to 543 and encodes 111 amino acids.